Messenger RNA from Hibiscus syriacus, 2347 nucleotides. Its product is annotated as ethylene response sensor 1-like. Gene Ontology annotation, cellular component: endoplasmic reticulum. Gene Ontology annotation, biological process: signal transduction; phosphorylation. The transcript has 6 exons. Gene Ontology annotation, molecular function: ethylene binding; phosphorelay sensor kinase activity; protein binding. The record is from RefSeq and is a predicted model, not a curated record. Lineage: Eukaryota; Viridiplantae; Streptophyta; Magnoliopsida; Malvales; Malvaceae. The coding region runs from base 247 to 2166 and encodes 639 amino acids.
UUUAUUACUCAUUUUCCCACCUCUACCCUUUCAUUUUAUUUUUCUACUGGUUCUCCUCCUCCUCCUCUAUAAGUUGCAAGUUUAACAGUAUCAAGCAAAGAAGCUCUGUAUUGACCAAAAGAAAAUCUUCAUUAAUGGACGAAUGGAUCAGGCUCCAGACGUCCGCAGCUGAUAUCUGGCCGUCCAUCCUCCUCUUUUGUCUUCACUUGCACUGAUUCGGCGCUGUUGUUUUCAGUUUUUCACAUAAUGUAUUCUUGCUAUUGUAUUGACUCACCGUGGCCACCUGAAGAAUUGCUUGUUAAAUAUCAGUACAUAUCAGAUGUUCUAAUCGCCCUUGCAUAUUUCUCAAUUCCCCUCGAGCUUAUUUAUUUUGUUAAAAAAUCUGCAUUCUUCCCGUAUCGAUGGGUGCUUAUGCAAUUCGGUGCCUUUAUCAUUCUUUGCGGCGCAACACACUUUAUAAACCUUUGGACAUUCACUAUGCAUUCGAAAGUCGUCGCUAUGGUGAUGACCAUUGCCAAGGUCGCAUGUGCUGUUGUAUCGUGUGCGACUGCUUUGAUGCUUGUGCACAUUAUUCCCGACCUGUUGAGUGUUAAAACUCGAGAAUUAUUUCUGAGGAACAAAGCCGAAGAGCUUGACAGAGAAAUGGGUCUUAUUCUCACUCAAGAAGAAACUGGACGGCAUGUGAGGAUGUUAACUCAUGAAAUUAGAAGCACACUCGACAGGCACACGAUAUUGAAGACUACCCUUGUUGAGUUGGGUAGGACCUUGGGCCUGGAGGAAUGUGCCCUGUGGAUGCCAUCAAGGACUGGUAUAAAUCUGCAACUUUCACAUACUCUAAAUCACCAAAUACAAGUUGGAUCUACUGUGCCGAUAAAUGAUCCUAUUGUCAACGAAGUAUUCAAUAAUGCUCAAGCAGUGCGUAUACCCUAUACUUGCCCACUAGCCAAGAUAAGGCCUCUAGUCGGAAGAUAUGUGCCACCAGAGGUUGUUGCUGUUAGGGUACCCCUUCUUCAUCUUUCAAAUUUCCAAAUUAAUGACUGGCCUAAGCUCUCUGCGAAAAGCUAUGCAAUCAUGGUUCUUAUUCUCCCCACGGACAGUGCUAGAAAAUGGCGAGACCAUGAAUUGGAACUUGUCGAAGUUGUGGCAGACCAGGUUGCCGUUGCACUUUCGCAUGCCGCUAUUCUGGAGGAAUCCAUGCGAGCACGUGAUCAGCUUAUGGAGCAAAAUGUUGCCUUAGACUUGGCUCGUCGAGAGGCCGAGAAGGCAAUUCAUGCACGAAACGAUUUCCUAGCUGUGAUGAACCAUGAGAUGCGCACACCAAUGCAUGCAAUCAUUGCAUUGUGCUCGCUUCUUUUAGAGACUGAGCUAACUCCAGAACAAAGAGUUAUGAUAGAGACGGUGCUGAAGAGUAGCAGCCUUUUGGCAACACUAAUCAAUGAUGUCCUCGAUCUUUCGAGGCUUGAAGAUGGCAGCCUAGAAUUAGACUUUGGAAUGUUUAAUCUUCAUGGAAUCUUCAAAGAGGCCAUUAAUCUGAUCAAGCCCAUUGCAUCCAUAAAGAAGCUAUCUAUGACUAUGAUCCUGGCACCUGAUUUGCCAAUGUAUGCUGUUGGCGAUGAGAAACGGCUUAUGCAAACCAUUUUGAACAUCAUGGGGAAUGCUGUGAAGUUCACAAAGGAGGGUUAUGUUUCAGUUAUAGCGUCGGUUGCAAAACCGGAGUCGUUAAGGGACUGGCGACCUCCAGAAUUUUACCCAGUGUCAAGUCAAGGCCACUUCUACUUACGAGUGCAGGUUAAGGACUCUGGUUGUGGUGUUCUGCCACAAGACGUACCACUUCUUUUUACCAAAUUUGCACAGCCGCGUAGUGGAUCCAGUCAAAAUAGUGGUGGAAGUGCUGGACUUGGACUUGCCCUUUGUAGAAGGUUUGUGAAUCUGAUGGGAGGCCACAUAUGGAUGGAGAGUGAAGGCCUUAACAAAGGUAGCGUAGCGACAUUCCUUGUCAAACUCGGGAUCUGUAAUAACCCGAAUGAUUCAUCUAUCCAUCAUCAAGUUUCUCCCCAAGCUAGAGCUUAUCAUGGAAGUGCAGAUCUGGCCGGACAGAAACCUACCUUAAGAGACGACGACAGGGGCGGCGUUUCAUCUAACGCGCGAUACCAAAGAAGUCUGUAGAUGAUCGAGGGGCCUAAAGUUGCAACGGGCAAAUGUUGUAAUUUCCCGUCCUCUUCUUAUUGAUCGACGUUAAAGUUGAGAAAUGCUGUUUAAAUUAAUGAAAUAAUUUCCCCUGAUAAAAGCUGCUAUAAGCUAUUAAGCUAGCCGGAUAACAAGAUGAGAUUUGGAGUUUGGUCAGAAA